Penicillium subrubescens is the source of this 1578-nucleotide messenger RNA. RefSeq lists its product as uncharacterized. NCBI's taxonomy places the organism in Eukaryota, Fungi, Ascomycota, Eurotiomycetes, Eurotiales, Aspergillaceae. The coding region runs from base 1 to 1578 and encodes 525 amino acids. The record is from RefSeq and is a predicted model, not a curated record. The transcript is spliced from 4 exons.
AUGGGGCGUGUUCUGAACUGCUCUUUCAGUAAUGGAACGUUUGAUGCGGAUCUGGACGUUGCUGGAGAAGGGGUACUUAUCGCGUUUUUAGCAACAGCAUGGUGUACCUUCAUCGUGGCAAUAAUUAGCUACUUCACACGAGAUUGCCUGCCUCCCGACGUACUCAGUGGCGCCGACUGGGUCUUUUCCCCGAUUCUGGACAAGAUCCCGACCCACUUACAUCGCCCGAAGGUGGUACAGAAUGUUAUGCUGAUUCUGGGGGACCUGCAACUUGUCACGGGUACUUCGAUAUACCUGGUUGCGUACAGCAGACAUUCCAGCAUAACGCAAUAUCAUUUCAACAUCGCGGUCUUACAGGCCCAGAUAGCGCUCGCGAUGUACACGAUUAUUGCACUCGCGACCCGAGACAUUCUUCGCAAAAGCUGGUAUAAACGCUUCUGGAGAUGGCCAUGGGUCUUCACUAUCUGCAUCGCAGACAUUAUCAGCAGUUUCAUAAUAUGGGAUGAUGGUUUUUUAAAAGACCUGAACUGGGGACUACCUAUGCAGUGUGCGUGGAGAACUAUUGGUCACUAUAGCGGCAAUGCCCUUGUUUUGCUCAUUCUGGACGUAUUCACGUCGCUGUCGGAUAUUUCGUACGCCACAGCUCUUUUUUUCCCGUCUUCGGAACGCUUCAACUUUCUUCAACAACUUCCGGACUUGAUCCUGGAGCUUUCUCUCUUCAGUUUCAAAGGAGCGUGCAGACUUGACCAGCAGCGCAUGACAACACAAAGCUCUCUACUGCGGGCGGCGAUGACGCCUAUCACAAAAACUUUGCUCUUUCUUGCCGGUCUGAUCUUCAUUAUCGUUCUCUGUGUUACGGAUAUUUUUACUUCAAGAAGCUUCCAGAUCCUCUUGUCUUACAUCAAACUGAUGUCAAAUUCCGCCCUUCUCGUUGCCCUAAGGCAAAAUGCCCGAAAUAAUGGAAUGGAAGGCGACGAAAACUCGUGGGGAUUUGGGCAAAUCUUGCCUCUCUUACUCCUAACCUUACCCAUUUUUCAAACAAUGGAAAUGGUGCUAGAUCGCAAGGACACUGGUCUAAAAGAGUCUAGACGAUCAUCAUCAUGUCCAUCGAAAAAGCCGAAUACCAACGAGGAAUCAUCAGCGCAAAACCAGCAGCGUAACGAGGAGACGGAGCAAUCACCUGCGCGCGAGUCUCAAGAGACACUGUACUCCCCUUCAGAAGUUGACUUGAAUCUAUCUACUCCCCUUUCUCGCCAGAGUACACUGGAUGCGUUGGAUCAAAUUACGCCACAAGGUGGUCGCCAACAGAGAGUAGACACCGAAAUGGGCCGCUCGAUUUUGUCUGAUAAUACUCGAGUCCAGCAAUCAGCUUCCGGGGGCUCUUUGAAUUUGUUUGAAAUUGCAACAGACAACUCACUGGAGGCAGUUCGAGAUUGCCAGAACCCAAACUACAGGAAGCUUAGCAUUGUUUCCGUCGGGAUAGUUUAUCUUAUGAUACUCAUCUUGUACCAUUAUGCAUUGGGGACUGAACGAAUCACUUCAGCACUGACAGACAAUCCAGUCGUGUCCGAUGAAUAG